Messenger RNA from Torulaspora globosa, 2394 nucleotides. RefSeq names its product 6-phosphofructo-2-kinase (gene PFK26). Bases 1 to 2394 code for a protein of 797 amino acids. The record is from RefSeq and is a predicted model, not a curated record. Gene Ontology annotation, molecular function: ATP binding; 6-phosphofructo-2-kinase activity. The transcript has a single exon. Gene Ontology annotation, biological process: fructose 2,6-bisphosphate metabolic process; fructose metabolic process. Gene Ontology annotation, cellular component: cytosol. Lineage: Eukaryota; Fungi; Ascomycota; Saccharomycetes; Saccharomycetales; Saccharomycetaceae.
AUGUUCAAGAGUGUGCAAUACUUUGAAAGCACUGCACCUUCUCCUUCGGAUUCGGAAGUGGAACCAACUGAGCCACGGGAUGUAAAACCAGACGCGUGUGAAAGUGAAGAGCAUGAGGACCAUGGUAGUCGGGGCAAACAUGUACGAAUUAUGAUUGAUGACGAAAGCGAAGAUAAUGCACAGGACGGAGAGAGUGAGGGCGAAGACAAGCAGGACAAGUUAGACGGCCUUCCGUCCUUUCAAAAGAGGCCUUUGAGCGACACGCCGGUAACGAGUACUUGGAACUCGCCCGCAAGCUCCACGGACAAUACGCCGUUGACGUCACCAGAAACCAGCACAACCAAUUUGGUUCAGAUGAAUCAGGCGCUCAAUCAAAUACCAAGACAGGAAGCUGAGAGCACAGAGACUCGCCAGGCUAAUCUGUCUCUUUCACCUCCGCUAGCUACGGGCGCAUUAUCUCCUUCGAGGUUUCCGCACCCAUCGAGACGGCCUACCACGAUCGAUGUGCCCGGUUUGACAAAGUCGAAAUCUUCGCCAGAUGGCACAAUAUCUAAAGAGGAUCCAGGCUCUAAACUGGUGAUCGUUAUGGUUGGGCUGCCUGCCACGGGAAAGUCUUUUAUUACAAACAAGCUUUCAAGAUAUUUGAACUUUUCCAUGUAUUACUGUAAAGUUUUCAACGUGGGAAAUACGAGAAGACAGUUUGCCAAAGAACAUAAUAUAAGUGAUCAGGACUCUAAAUUUUUUGACCCCGGGAAUAAUGAAUUUUCCAAACUUCGAGACAAAUGGGCGAUGGAUACUUUAGACCAAUUACUUGAUUAUUUAUUGGAAGGGCCCGGUUCUGUAGGUAUCUUUGAUGCUACCAAUACCACGAAGGAAAGGAGAAAGCAUGUUUACGAUAAAAUUCAUGAAAGAAAUCCACAUUUGAAAGUUCUGUUCCUAGAAUCUGUUUGUUCUAACAGGGCUGUUGUCGAGAGAAAUAUCCAACUCAAGCUUUUUGGGCCGGAUUAUAAGGGCAAGGAUCCGGAAUCAUCGCUAAAAGACUUCAAAGAACGCCUUGCAAAUUACAUGAAGGCCUAUCAACCUAUUGAAGAUUCCGAGAACUUUCAAUUCAUCAAAAUGAUUGAUGUUGGUAAGAAAGUCAUCGCAUACAAUAUUCAGGGAUUUUUAGCAUCUCAAACCGUUUACUACCUGUUGAACUUUAACUUAACCGAGCGGCAGAUUUGGAUCACCAGGAAUGGUGAGAGUGAGGACAACGUGGAUGGGCGUCUCGGUGGUGAUUCGCACCUGACGCCGCGCGGUGAGCGCUAUGCGCGGGCUCUAACCAAUUUUAUUGAUUAUCAAAGAGCACUUUUUUACAAUAAUGAGAUGGAGAAGAAGAGAAAGUCAGAUUGUGAUGAUGAAAAACAAUGCAACGAAUUCUUUGUGUGGACAAGUAUGCGUCAAAGAUCCAUUGAAACAGCGAAAUAUUUUAAUGAAGAAGAUUAUCCAGUGAAACAAAUGAGGAUGCUGGACGAGUUGAGUGCCGGAGACUUUGAGGGUAUGACCUAUCCUGAAAUUCAACAAGAUUUUCCAGAAGAGUUCGAAGAGAGAAGAAAGGAUAAGCUUCGUUAUAGAUACCCGGGGAUAGGAGGUGAGUCGUACAUGGAUGUCACAAAUCGUUUGAGACCUGUCAUUGCGGAGAUCGAAAGGAUUGAGGACAACCUUUUAAUCAUUACCCACAGAGUUGUGGCUCGAAUUUUACUGGGUUAUUUCAUGAAUCUCAGUAAAGAUAUCAUAGCCAAUGUGGAUGUGCCAUUGCACUGUAUUUAUUGCUUGGAAUUGAAGCCCUAUGGUAUCACAUGGGCCCUAUGGGAGUUCAACGAAGAGACUGGUAACUUUUUCAAGGUUCCUGAGUCAGAAAUGAAUACUACGAUGGUUAAAGAGAACGAACUGGUCUAUAAAGAAAGACGUUAUUCACUUGUCCCAACGGCUCCAGCAAGCGCGAAUAAUUCCUCAUCAGAUAUCCGUGCCAAAAAAAAUGGAUCAACCGGAUCAUCAACUCUAACCAGGGAAACCGGAGACAAAAGGAUAACAUGUUCCUCCUCACAGAAUGAAGCUAUACACCCGACUUCAGCGCCAGCGGUACCGUUUGCACAUAAUCUACCGAACCCAUCGAAUUUAAUUGACGGAGGUGGAACUUCCAUCUCAGUUAACCGUCGCCAGCCAACAGCUCUGCAAAGUUGCGUCAAAUCCUCCCUAUUAGCAAACUCUAUAGAGAGUCUAAGACCCGCAACCUCUCCUAGACAAACGCUACAGAUUGAUAAAUUGAACGAAAGGUUGAUAAAUUUGAAAACACGUUCGCCUAACAAGAUUAAGGCAGUUGAUGAUAAUGAAAGAGAAAACAAAAACAAAUAA